GUGAGAUGGUGAGAGGGUGGUGUUUCAACUUCUGGUAUUGUUACAGGACGAGGACCAGAAAGAGAUAGGGACCCUUGUGGUAGAAAAGGAAAAAAAUUAAUAAUAAAAAUAAAGAACAGAAAAAGAAAAAGAAAAGAAAUCGGAUGCCAUGCACCUUCUGCGCAUUUUGCAAACCCUGCAGCGCCAUUGCCCAAUUCAAUAAGGCAGGUCCAGACUCCAGAUUUAUCAUUUUUUUUUGUUUUCUCUCUAGAAUAAAACUUGUCCGAGAGAAGGAGAAGGAGAAGAAGAAGAAGGGUUUGAGCCUCUUUUAUAUGUAACCCUUCAAAUCCAAUCGACCAUUUGUAGGAUGUGCUCUUGAAAUUUCAGGAGGGAUUUCGCUGGUCUUCUCGCUAGCGCGUGAGGAGAUUGAUCUGUUGGUUCUCUUGAUCUGAUUCUCUUUAAACAACGCCUAUAAGGAUGGGGGGCUUUGGGAUCAGAAGAGUACCCCCCUCUCAAGACGCAUUUUCCACGAGCUUCCUGGAUCUCAGAUUGAUAGUUUCAAAUCCUUGUUUAACUAGAUAGUCUACUUGGUCCUUUCUGUGCUUAUGGGACUUGUGAAGACUGUGGAUCAUAUGGGAAAGGGGGGUAACCAUUUGGGAAAUAUCUGUUACUUCCCAAAUGAAGAUGGCCUAGAGAGAGAUGAGAGCAAUGUUGUGGGUUUAGACUCAGGGGAUGAUUCUGAUGAUUGUGCAACGGAGGAAAUGGGUUUUGAGUUUGGAAUGCUUGGAGGUCAGAUGUGCAGUAUUCCUUAUGAGCUUUAUGAUCUGCCAGAUCUUAAGGAAAUUCUAUCCUUGGAAACAUGGAAUUCAUGCUUAACAGAUGAAGAGAGGUUCUCACUCUCCGCAUACCUCCCAGAUAUGGACCAGCAGACCUUUUGGCUGACUAUGAGGGAGCUUCUUAGUGGUAAUAAUAUGUUCUUUGGCAGUCCCUUGGUGGAACUUUUUGAGAGAUUGAAAGGUGGUUUCUAUCCUCCAAAAGUGACUCGUUUCAGAGAGUCUCUUCAGUUUUUGCAGAGAAGAGCAUAUUAUCAUUCACUAAGAUUAUACCAUGAAAAUAUGGCCCAGACCUUCUCCAACAUGAAAAGGAUGUGGGAUAAAUGCCGGCCAAGUAGCAGUAUUGAAGAAAGGAUCCUUAUAUGGAAGGUGAGGAAGAACCACACAGGCAAGGAUCCGCUUGAUCUUAAUGCAUAUCCAGUAGAUGAGGAUCUGACUAGCAAGAAUCUCAACUUAAAAACAGCUUUGCUCCCUUCGGCAAAGACAACAAAAUACAUAGAUCCAAAAGGAGAAACAACCAAACUUUUGCCUCCUGUUGCCAGUGGAAUGAAAUUGGUCAGUUCCAAUACCAGUGGAAAGGGGGUUCUGAAAAUAAAGCCUGCUGGAAUGGGCUCACAACAAACAUGUUUCUUGAAAACAGGUUCCAAUUAUAAUUGGGCACAAAGCCAACCUACACCAAAAGGGGUGCUGAAAAUAGUCCCUAAACGUUCUACACGGCAGGAACAUUCAAGGACAAUGUCAAUAUAUUCAGAACCAACAAAGUUGACUGAAGCUCCAGUUCUGCAGACAUCUAGGUUCUCUCCUUCGCCAGCAUCUCUAUAUAAUUGGGAUGUAGGGGAUUAUGAUGGGGAAUCAUCCUUUCCACAUAAAGUUCGUGGUAGAAAAGCUUACAGAAGUCCUGAGGUUCCUGAUUACAUGGAUCGGCAGAGAGUGGACCUUCUAAAUAGUACCAUUGGACCAAGCAGAAACUUACAGAAUUCUAUCAGAAAGGUGAGGCGAGCAAAGAAUCAAUCAUUUGAUGCCAUCAGAGAUUUACCAGAACACAGCUUGUUUGGAAGUGAACCUGGAGAAUGGAACAGAGAUGAAAAUAGUGCAAAAGGAGGCCAUCUGUCAUCAAGGAAUUCCCUUGAUGGAAGGAAGUUGGCAUGUGAAAGUGAAAAUCUUCGGCAGAAUUUGAGAAGUAGAGAACCGUCCCAAAGUUCCCUGGAAUCAUUCCAAUUUGGUACUGAAUAUUACCAAGGGGAGAAGCUUAUAACACCCAAGCAAGAAAAGUAUAUCACCAAGCAUCCAAGAAUUUCAGAAGUAGCUUCAAGAAUCUCAGGUGCUGGUAUUGAGGAGCAUGAAACAGUGAAGAUAUCUUCAGAUCGAACAAAGAGGCAUAGAGAUGUCAGUAGUGCAGAAGGAUCACAUAAAUUAUGCAAUCAACUUUCUAUUUCUGAGGGCCUUCGAGAUGGUGUGGCGUUUCCUAUAACAUACAAGCGAAGGAAAACCCAAAUGAAGCCUGACUCAUUAGAUUUUAUUAAACCACUGGCUACAGGGUCUGAUUAUGGAGCUAAAAAAUUGAAGGAAGAAAAUCACCGUUUGGGGGAGAGUGUGAAGGCUGUGAAGAUUAAGUUCAAGAACUGGGAUGAAAAAUCUCUAAACAAGCAAGGGAUUGUAAAUGGGUUGCAAUAUGGUUCUCCAUCUGCAUAAAGAACAGAGAAAAAGUGGGGUUAUCAUUGAUUGAACGUGACAAUGCUUGGCUGAUCUGACUGGUGCUUCUGUGGAUUGCAAAUUGGAUUGGAAGUUCGAGUUUUGUUAUAUUUUCCCUGAUAUAAACGAGGCUUACCUGAAGGCUUCAUCUAAGUCUUCCCUCAUGCCAAUAUUUGGAACAACUUCAAUGCAACAUUUCCAUCAUGUGACUAAGGCCUUCUCAUCAGGCUUCUGGAAAGGUUGCACCAUGCAGCAUAGUUAAAAAGGCCAUAAAGCCAAGCCUCCCAUGCUUAUACAAGAACAUGGACAUGGAAUUGUGUUCUGAUGCAUUUCUUUUCAUCUUGUUCUUAAGAUGAACCUGUAAUGCAACGGAUUUCUUCCACUUCAUAUGUAGAACAUCAUGACCAGUAGAUGUUCCUUUCUUGUUUGAUCUCUUGCAAGGUUAUAUGAGGUAACACCUGUGAUUCUUGGCUCGUUCUAUCUGUAAAUCAAUGUAUAUUGAUUAAGUUGAGAACACCCUCUUCAUUUUUCUUGCUUCUGAGUGAUCUCUAUGCGUAUAUUUGUAGGUAAAGAUACUCAUUGUUUGAUUUGGUUAACGGUGUGAAUUCUACUGUCUGGCGAACGCCAUACCAUAAGACACUGAGGUGAUUCGAACUCGUGUAAAUUGAACAGAAAAUGGCCUAGAAACAAGGGCUUUUCAUA
This is a messenger RNA of Nelumbo nucifera (sacred lotus), 3206 nucleotides long. RefSeq lists its product as uncharacterized. The record is from RefSeq and is a predicted model, not a curated record. NCBI's taxonomy places the organism in Eukaryota, Viridiplantae, Streptophyta, Magnoliopsida, Proteales, Nelumbonaceae. Gene Ontology annotation, cellular component: Ino80 complex.